Molecule: messenger RNA, 1490 nt
Organism: Hordeum vulgare subsp. vulgare (domesticated barley)
Lineage: Eukaryota; Viridiplantae; Streptophyta; Magnoliopsida; Poales; Poaceae
Product: protease Do-like 8, chloroplastic
Exons: 13
Coding region: 56-1393 (445 amino acids)
Biological process (GO): proteolysis
Molecular function (GO): protein binding; serine-type endopeptidase activity
Source: RefSeq, a predicted model, not a curated record
GAACUCUACUGCGCCACACGCUUGGCUCGGACUACAGACUCCCCCCGUUUCUCGGAUGCACUGCCUCGCCUGCGCCGCGCCCGCUACAGCGGCCGCCGCUCGUGCUCCCGGAAGGCACUUCGGCCGCCGGAGGGUGGUCGUCGACUGCGCCGCCUCCGCAGACCGCAACGUCCAAGAAACGCCUUCGAGGUUAAGGGAAGCAUGUGAACUUUCUGAAAUCUCAACCAAAACACUGCUGUUUGCGUCAAAGAGGAAGAUUCUUGCAUUUUCGGCCUUUUGCCUUUGCUUACAUUCUUCAAGGUACUUAUCAGCACUUGCGUUGGGUGAUCCAUCUGUCAAAAUUGAGGAUGUAACUCCAAAGAUAUUUCCAUCUGGUCCAUUGUUCCCAACUGAGAAACGGAUCGCAGAGCUUUUCGAAACAAAUACUUACUCGGUGGUCAACAUUUUUGAUGCGACACUGCGCCCCCAGCUCAAUGUAACAGGUGUUGUUGAGAUCCCGGAAGGAAAUGGUUCUGGAGUUGUUUGGGAUGAGUCUGGACAUAUCGUUACAAAUUAUCAUGUGGUUGGCAAUGCUCUUUCGAAAAAUCCAAAGCUUGGUGAAGUUGUUGCACGUGUCAACAUUCUUGCUGCCGAAGGGAUACAGAAAAAUUUCGAAGGAAUAUUGAUUGGCGCAGACCGUGCUAAAGAUCUUGCUGUCCUUAAGGUGGAUGCCCCUUCAGAUAUCUUGAAGCCGAUUAUUGUGGGACAGUCCUCAGCUCUAAAAGUUGGUCAGCAAUGCUUAGCAAUUGGAAAUCCUUUUGGUUUUGACCAUACUCUGACUGUUGGUGUUAUCAGUGGUUUAAAUCGAGAUAUAUUUAGUCAAGCUGGAGUGACAAUUGGUGGCGGGAUUCAAACAGAUGCAGCUAUUAACCCUGGGAACAGUGGCGGUCCUUUGCUAGAUUCGAAAGGGCACAUGAUUGGUAUUAACACAGCAAUUUUUACACAGACAGGAACGUCCGCGGGUGUUGGUUUCGCUAUCCAAUCGUCAACUAUACUCAAAAUAGUUCCUCAGUUAAUUCAGUCUGGAAAGGUUCGCCGUGCUGGCCUGAAUGUGGAAUUCGCACCAGAUCCGAUUGCGUAUCAGCUUAACGUCCGUGACGGCGCUCUUAUACUGAAGGUUCCCCCGGGCAGCGCCGUAGCUAAAGCAGGCCUGGUUCCUACGGGCAGGGGUUUCGCCGGCAAUAUUAUCCUGGGUGACGUCAUUGUUGCGGUGGACGGCAAACCUAUCAAGGGGAAAUCCGACCUCCUGAGGGUUCUAGACGACUACGGCGUCGGCGACACGGUGACCCUGACGAUCAGAAGAGGUGCCGAGACCAUCCCGGUAGCCUUGUCGCUGGAAGACUCGAGCGUUUGAUGUGCCCCUGGAUUUUUACUUUUUUUCCGUUCCCAGUUCUACAAUGUAAUCUUAUGACCUCCUAAUGGAUUUGAUCACUUGGAAGUUUUCCUUGAAA